Messenger RNA from Microdochium trichocladiopsis, 828 nucleotides. RefSeq lists its product as uncharacterized. The transcript has a single exon. Lineage: Eukaryota; Fungi; Ascomycota; Sordariomycetes; Xylariales; Microdochiaceae. Bases 139 to 639 code for a protein of 166 amino acids. The record is from RefSeq and is a predicted model, not a curated record.
CCAAUCAGGCACACUGCCAGCCCGACUUCACGACCACAGUCCAUCGAUGGUGACAUUGACGCACUUUGGCUCGCACGACUCACCGUCCUAAGCGGAUCCAGAUAUCGAACACGGCUGCGCUGCUGAGCGAAGUGGCAGAUGCUAGGCAGUCGAGCAUAUGGUUUGGCGCGCACAUUGACCGCGCCCAGCUCAGCCUCCUCGAGAUUUCCUCGCUGCGAACAGCAUACAGCUCGCAAGCCUGCUCCGGUCUUCUCGGCAGAUUUUGAAGCACCUUGCUACGAAGAUACUUCUGGCAUGCCAAUGGCCAAAAAGGACUUACCUCAGUCGGUAAAGAGUCUCGACAUGGCUUCCACGAAGACCUCCUUCGGACCAAGGGGACCGCCAGGGGGAGCCUGUGAAAGUGGGAUCGUCAGUGUCGGGCCUCAUUUGUACUUCAAGGACACAGAGCAAAUUACUGGCUUCUCAGGCGUUCCAGAAGCCAUCCAGCUUUGUCGUCGUCCAGAGAAGAGUCACAACACCCCUCGGAUGAGCGGUGUAUUGUUGGAAUUGCGACUGUACAAGACAUGGGCCGAUCGUUCCACCAACCAGAAACACAAAUGCCCUGGUGGAGCCGGCCGAGUUACUGGAAUGGUUAGCUGAGGGUCAUGUAUGAGCCCGUUGUGGAGGAGUCCAGGCAGAUAUUGUAGUGGCCAUGGCUGCUUCCAGUAAAGCUGCUCAUUGCAAGGCACUGAAGUAGGACAUGAUGGCAGCUGGUCGAGGAGCAAGCCGACUCAAAACUUGGCAAUGGCCUGGAGAAUGCUAAAAUAAGUCCAUGCCAUCACGCAGAUU